Molecule: messenger RNA, 1725 nt
Organism: Arachis stenosperma
Lineage: Eukaryota; Viridiplantae; Streptophyta; Magnoliopsida; Fabales; Fabaceae
Product: LOB domain-containing protein 15-like
Exons: 3
Coding region: 188-877 (229 amino acids)
Source: RefSeq, a predicted model, not a curated record
CUUCUUCUCUCACGCUUUCAUAUAAUAAUUACAUAAAACAUAGGUGGAUGUGUAAGCCUUGAUUGCCUUUUAAGCACACUCUACUACUCAUAUUUUUCUUCUCUUCCCUUUCCUUCCGAGUUCCGACUCUCUCUCUCUCUCGGUAUUCUCUUCCUCUAUCUAUCACAUACUCAGAGAGCAUGCCUGAAUGUCCAGAGAAAGGGAGAGAUUUGAGGAGAUAGGGAAGAAGAUAAAGAGGGAAGGAGAUAAUGUUUCAAGUCAAAUGGGAAGAAGACACAUGUUAGGGCCACCAGGAACCCUAAACACAAUUACACCAUGUGCAGCAUGCAAGCUACUGCGACGAAGAUGCGCACAAGAAUGCCCCUUCUCUCCAUAUUUCUCACCUCAUGAGCCCCAAAAGUUCGCUUCUGUCCACAAAGUCUUUGGUGCCAGCAACGUCUCCAAGAUGCUCAUGGAGGUACCGGAGUGCCAAAGAGCUGAUGCAGCGAAUAGUCUAGUUUAUGAGGCUAAUGUGAGGCUAAGAGAUCCAGUUUAUGGAUGCAUGGGUGCAAUUUCAACAUUGCAGCAUCAAGUUCAAUCUUUACAAGCUGAACUCAAUGCAGUGAGGUCAGAAAUACUUAAAUACAAACUCAGAGAAGCUAAUAACAAUAUCAUUAUUCCCUCCUCCCACCAUCAUCUUCCUAUGCUCCCUUCAUCCGGGGCCGCUGUUUCCGUCGCUGCUCCUCCGCCCCCGCCUCCUCCUCCACCACCACCACUUCCUCCUAAUUCUCUCCCUCCCAUUUCUUCCUCUUCUUCCUCCAUGUACAUCCAACAACAACAGAGGGCUCCCACCAACUAUAGCAGAAUUCCAAGUGACAAUAUUUCUUAUUUUGGUUAAAUUUGGAAACUUCAUAAUAAUAAUAAUAAUAAAUUAUUCCAUUUAUUUCUCUCUUUGAUAUGGGAUCAAGGGUGGAAUAAAUUGUUACGGUAAUUAGUAAAGAAAAUGGGAAUGAAGUAUUAAUUUAUACUACCUUGAUGAUGAUGUUGUUAAUUGCUAUAAGCUGUGGCUGUAUGCUUUAAUUAAUUAAUCUUGUUAUUAUUGUCUUAGUCCAAAUGAUCAAUGCCAAAUUUUUACUUAGAUAUUGGUGACUAUAUAUAUAUAUAUAUAUGAAGGUUAGUUUUCUUCAUUCCAUUACUCAAUCCUUUCAUCUAAAGUUGCUAUAAUACCAUAUUGGAAUCAUUGCACCUUAGCUUGGUCUGUGAUUAUUAAUAUCUACAUUUCUUCCAUAGCAAUAAUUGAUGUAGACACCAUGCCUAAUUGGUUUAGUAUACACAUAGCAAUUUCCUCUUAGCUUGUUCAUUUUAUGAAGCAAAAGGAAUUGAAGAGGAAAAGACUUUUGAAUUGUAUUUAAUAGUGGAUGCUAUUUUUCAAUUUGGUGGUUUAAUUUGUGAAAUAUUAUUGUUGCAAUAGUGGGAGGAGGAGGAGGGUGAAUAAUGAUAUUGUUGUUUGGUUAAAUUAAUUUGGCACGUGACAGCUGUGGUUCUUUGAAACGUGUUAAUCUGUGCCACUGAAGCUUCUGAGUUUGCUGUCUCAAGUUGCGGGAGACAAAAGGUAUGCUUUGUGAAUCUUCGCCAUGUUAAUUCACUCAGAAAUUAAAUGUAAUGUCUACUGUGUAACAAAACACAAAUACAGUGAAACAAUUAAUUAGUGUUCAUUAGAGGAGAAGCAUGUAUAAUCUUCUGUGG